CUGGGAGCACUUGUCAAACUUGCCCUUGAGUUACCCGCUUCAUGAUGAUUCAAUCCAUAUCGAUUUCUGCUGUGCUUUCGUACUAACAUUUAGAAUAAAGUCUUAUCCAAAUUAUUGGACUGCCGCUAAAUAAUUGACAAAUUUCAGGAUGAAUCAAAUACUUUUUCGGAAUUUAUUUGGAAUUCAUUCUUUUAAAAUAUGUUUAACAAGAAGUCAACCACGAAAAUUCUCUCUGCUCAUCAUAGUUUGUGUAGAACAUAUUCUCGUACAGUACCGGAAAUCGAUAAUGAUAAAUUACCAGACGGACAAAUCCGGUAUUCAACGCACAAAAAAUGGCAUGCUGUAAUGAAUUAUGUCCCAAAGCCGAAAGAUAUACCAGAUUAUCAAUAUCCAAUUAUACUUAUGUGUGCUUUGAUAGUUGGAAUAUAUUUUGCCCUCAUCCAUACAAGAUGUGAUCUAGAUGAUAUAUUAGAUGAGAACUUUAAAGAAUUUGAGAAAAUUAAAUUCGACAAAAAAUAGUUGUACAAAGAAUCUAACGUUAUCAGUCUCUGUAGUCCCAUGUUUAUUGUCAUUUUUGAAAAAUAUGAAUAUCAUCAAUUUA
Schistosoma mattheei is the source of this 601-nucleotide messenger RNA. Lineage: Eukaryota; Metazoa; Platyhelminthes; Trematoda; Strigeidida; Schistosomatidae. The record is from the annotation of a GenBank genome assembly.